AGCAAGCACAUAGUUUUCGAUAUCAGUUCGAAUUGAUCUUGCAAAGGAAGUGGUGUUAUGAUAUCCGAUGGUGUUGUAAAAUUAAACUAUAUAUUUUUCGUGUAAAUUAGUGCGAGCAAAUUGUGUUACACGAAAAACUUGUGAAAUAAUCUUAAAUAUUUUUAUAACAUUGUGAAGUGUUUGAUUUGUGAAGUGCAACGAAAAUGGCUAAUUAUUUCAAGACACAGAUUUUUAUUGUGGUUAUCAUGUUAGCACUUCUCUAUAAUGGAUUUGUGGAGACCAAGCACGAAGGCCCUCGAAAAUGUCCUGACUAUUGCAAAUGCUCUUUGUAUAAAAACCGGAACUUGGCCAAUUGCAGUGGACGCAACUUAAUCGAUCCCAAUGUUGAAAUUCCGACCGUCGUUCAAAUCUUAGACCUAAAGAACAACGACUUGACUACAAUUGACAGCAAUUGCUUCUCGAACUUUAAGCACAUAAUACAACUUUGCUUGGGCCGAAACGCAAUUUAUUCAAUUGAUGUCGAUGCUUUUCGGAAACUAAUACUCUUAAACUCAAUUGACCUCUCCUACAACCGCUUGGAUGCUUUGGAUCCGAACACUUUUAAAUCAAAUUUUUUGCUUUAUUAUAUCGAUUUGGAGGGAAAUAAAUUUACAUCUUUGCCGAAAGGUCCUUUUAUUAUCAGUCAAUCGGUUAGAUCAUUGAAUCUACAGAACGCGCAAUUGAGUCAAGUCAACAAGGAAAUGUUCAGCAAGAUGCCGCAAUUAGAGCAGCUUAACUUGUCCGGAAAUCUUCUAAUCACCUUAAGUUUUGAUAUAUUUACUGAUGUAGAGAACUUAAAGUUUGUGAAUCUAAGUUUUAAUAAUUGGAUAUGUGAUGAAGGACUAAGUAAUGCAAUUAAUAAUAUCCGUGAUACCGGGACAACUGUAGAGAUUUUGAAUUGUAACAUCAUAUCGCUGGAUCGCGAAAGUGAGGAAGAGGUAACUGUUGAGCAAGAUUUUGAAUUUAGUCAACCUGAAGAAGAACCAAAGCAAAAAAUGAAAAAAUUUGAACGUAUGGAAAUGGAGCUUACAACAGAGUUUCCGAUCUUAAAUAUUUCUGCUGAUAUGCCCGAUUUUUGGUUGGAACUGGAAGACAAAAAAUAUAGCGAGGAAGAAUUUAGUGAAGCUAAUACUGAUGAUCUUUGCGUACAACUGUUGAGAAAUCCAGACUGCAAUGUUAGAAUACCAUUUAUGUUUUGUGAAUUGUAUGGAACAUACUUGGAGGCAAAUCAACUGCGUGACAUAUACAAUUUUGCAACUGAAUCUUCUGUUCCUGCUUAUAACACCUCCGAUAUUAACUAUGCCUUCUUCUUUGGGACCGCUAUAGGCAUGAUUGCAAUUAUAUUGGUUUUGUCUUGUGCAUUGCUUUUAGAUAGAGCUAAACGCACAGAAAAUAAUGCAACUAACGAACACACUAUUAGAAUUUCCAUACCUCAACAAGAGGAACCGAAUAGACGCCCACAGCGUUUUACAGAUCCACCACCAUAUCAAGAGUUACAUUCACCACCUCGCAGACGUGAGCCAAGAACAGUUACUAGCUCUAUCAUACGCCAUCAUACAGCAGAUGCACCUAGCAGUUUCCUUAGCCGUCUUUUAGGUCGUUCAGGUGGUCGCCAAGCUUAUCGUGCUUUUAAUCAAAAUACCGCUACAUUAAUACGUCGUCUCAGCCGCAGUAAUCUGUUUGUGAACCGUUCUAUUUCCAACAAUGCCAAUGCCUCAACUCAACCACCAACUAGUACUGAGACUGCUGUUGCUCCACGUGAUUCCUAUUUCACACCCUUAGAGUCAGUGAGCUGUUUUGGAUACGAAAGAGCUGAAACUCCUCCACCUACUUACGGUGAUGCCGUUAAUGAUUCUGGAACAGAAAACAUGAGUGAUGUUACUACCGUAACCACCACUCAAGAAGACAUCGUUGAAUAACAAAAACUAACUUUUAAUUAAUUUAUAUAAUAACUUUUUAUAUAUUAAUUUUUUACAUAACCAUUUUACUAUACUUAACCAUAUUCAAGCAAAACAUGAAAGAUGUUUUUAGUUUAAGUUUAAAUUUUAAUAUCUCAUCGAAGUGACAUGAUAACAUUUAGAAUUUUUAAGGAUACUGUUGGAAUCAAAUAUAAUCAACAAAAAUUAACAAAAUGCAGAUGAAAUCGAAUAACGAAAAGUGAUUUAUUAAUUAAUAUUAUAAUUAUAUGUGACUACUUAUUUAUAGCAAUUAUAGUAUAUAACUUUCUUAUUGACGACUUUCUUAUAUCGCAACCGAUUAAUUUGGAUAUUAUUUAU
Messenger RNA from Teleopsis dalmanni, 2315 nucleotides. RefSeq lists its product as uncharacterized. The transcript is spliced from 4 exons. The coding region runs from base 204 to 1958 and encodes 584 amino acids. Gene Ontology annotation, molecular function: protein binding. NCBI's taxonomy places the organism in Eukaryota, Metazoa, Arthropoda, Insecta, Diptera, Diopsidae. The record is from RefSeq and is a predicted model, not a curated record.